GGGCACUCAACCACUGAGCUACAUCCCCAGCCCUAUUUUGUAUUUUAUUUAGAGACAGGGUCUCACUGAGUUGCUUAGCUCCUCACCAUUGCUGAGGCUGACUUUGAACUUGCAAUCCUCCUGCCUCAGCCUCCCAAGCUGCCCCCAGCCCUUUUUUAUGUUUUAUUUAGAGCCAGGUCUCACUGAGUUGCUUAGGGCCUCACUAAGUUGUUGAGGCAGGCUUUGAAUUUGUGAUCCUUCUGCCUCAGCCUCCCAAGCCACUGGGAUUAUAGUUGUGCACCACCAAGUCCUGGCUGCAAUACAUUUUUUUUUUUUUUUUGCAGGGGUGGGGGGCUAAUACUGGGGAUUGAGCCCAGGUCCUUACACAGUACUCUACCACAGAAUUACACCCCAGCCCUUUCACAUGUAAUUCUUUUGCCUUAGCCUUGCAAGUAGCUGGGAUUACAGGAUGUGCUCCCACACCUGGCUGAAAAUGAGUUUACAUUUUUAAAAUUUUUUUUAUUUUUUUAGUUGUUGAUUGAUGUUUAUUUAUUUACUUAUAUGUGAUGCUGAGAAUCGAACCCAGUGCCUCACCCAUGCUAGGGACAAGAAUGGGGAGACUGCUGGUAGCCAUGAGCUCCUGGGGUUAAAUCAGGCUGGUAGUCAUGGGGCUGGGAUGGCCCCAGGCCUGGUUAUUGGGCCUGCCCACAGCUGUGGUCUAUGGCUCCCUGGCCCUCUUCACCUCCAUCCUGCACAAUGUGUUCCUGCUCUACUAUGUGGACACCUUUGUCUCAGUGUACAAGAUCAACAAAGUAGCCUUCUGGGUUGGAGAGACGGUGUUUCUCCUGUGGAACAGCCUCAACGACCCCCUCUUCGGCUGGCUAAGUGACCGCCAGUUCCUCAGCUCUCAGCCCUGGUCAGGCGCCAGGCUCUCCUCAAGGGCUGUGGUGCUGGCACGGGUACGGGUGCUGGGCAGACACGGGCCACUGCUGGCACUGUCCUUCCUGGCAUUCUGGGUGCCUUGGGCCCCAGCUGGCCUACAGUUCUUGCUGUGCCUGUGCCUCUAUGAUGGCUUCCUGACACUCGUGGACCUUCACCAUCAUGCCUUGUUGGCCGACCUGGCACUCUCGGCCCACGACCGCACCCAUCUCAACUUCUACUGCUCCGUCUUCAGUGCAGCUGGCUCCCUCUCUGUCUUUGCCUCCUACGCCUUUUGGAAUAAGGAGGACUUCUCCUCCUUCCGCGCCUUCUGCGUGGCACUGGCUGCUGGCUCUGGGCUGGGCUUUCUGGGGGCCACGCAACUACUGAGGCGGCGGGUUGAAGUGGCUGGAAAGGACCCUGGGUGCUCAACCCUGGCCAUGGAUGGUGGCCUGUAUGGAGAGGAGCUGCUAGUGGGCAGUGAGGAAGUGGGCAGCAUCACCUUGGGCCAAUACCUCCGGCAGCUGGCACGCCACCAAAACUUCCUGUGGUUCGUGGGCAUGGACCUGGUGCAGGUGUUCCACUGCCACUUCAACAGCAACUUCUUCCCCCUCUUCCUGGAGCAUCUGCUGUCAGACCACAUCUCCCUCUCCACUGGCUCCUUCCUGUUGGGUGUCUCCUAUGUCGCUCCCCAUCUCAACAACCUCUACUUCCUGCCCCUGUGUCAGCGCUGGGGCGUCUACGCAGUAGUGCGGGGUCUCUUUCUGCUCAAGCUGGGCCUUAGCCUGCUCAUGCUGGUGGCUGGCCCAGACCAUCCUGGCCUGCUCUGCUUCUUCAUCGCCAGCAACCGUGUUUUCACUGAGGGCACCUGCAAGCUGUUGACCCUGGUGGUCACUGACCUGGUGGAUGAGGACCUGGUGCUGAACCAUCGUAAACAGGCGGCCUCAGCGCUUCUCUUUGGCAUGGUUGCCCUGGUGACCAAACCAGGCCAGACCUUUGCCCCAUUGCUGGGCACCUGGCUGCUCUGCUUCUAUACAGGUCAUGAUCUUUUCCAACAGCCUCCAAUGACCCCUGUUGGGAGUGCCCAGCCCUGGCCAGAGCCACCAGCUCCAGCCCCAGCACAGGCCCCCACGCUCCGCCAGGGCUGCUUCUACCUGCUGGUGCUGGUACCUAUCACUUGUGCACUGCUGCAGCUCUUCACCUGGUCCCAGUUCACACUGCACGGGAGGCGCCUGCACAUGGUCAAGGCCCAGCGCCAGAAUUUGGCACAGGUCCCAACCCUGGACAUUAAGACAGUGUGAGAGGUGCAGUAAGGCUACCCUGUUGAGGACACUGCCCCAGUCAGGGAGCAGGAGCCACUUUUGCCAGUGUCCUGCUAGUGCACCUUCUUUGGGUGCAGCAUAGAGGAGAUGGCAGAUGGGAGCUCCUGGAACUUAGCUAGGAAUGUCAUUGAAGUCUUUUCCUCCCUAGCUGCCUGGCUCAGUUUGAGCAAGGGCUGGGCUGUAUGUGCUCAGAGACAUGGUUCCUCUGUGGGGCAGGAGGAAAGAGGACCAGAAGGGAUGGGACUACAUGUGGUGACUGCCAAGGGGCAUGGAGGCCCAUCCUACUGUCAGCUAGGGCUGGCUGCUCUAGCAGGCUUGAGAACCACUUUUGAUAACACAACUGCUCCCUUUUGCCUAGUCAAGGGAAGCCUACUCUAAGUGCCACUUGCCACUGCCUCCUAGUGUUUUUUUUUUCAGAGGGUUCUUCUUUAGCUGUUUGAAGUAGCAUGUUCCUUCUGUUGCAGGACUCUCCCAUCAAUACACCUCUGGAGAAGCUCAUUUUGUUACAGAUUGAUUAAAGCCAGUCAUUCCUA
This is a messenger RNA of Marmota monax (woodchuck), 2752 nucleotides long. RefSeq names its product major facilitator superfamily domain containing 13A (gene Slc68a1). Lineage: Eukaryota; Metazoa; Chordata; Mammalia; Rodentia; Sciuridae. The transcript is spliced from 9 exons. The record is from RefSeq and is a predicted model, not a curated record. The coding region runs from base 645 to 2198 and encodes 517 amino acids.